Poecilia reticulata (guppy) is the source of this 4535-nucleotide messenger RNA. RefSeq names its product zinc finger and BTB domain containing 1 (gene zbtb1). Gene Ontology annotation, biological process: regulation of transcription by RNA polymerase II. NCBI's taxonomy places the organism in Eukaryota, Metazoa, Chordata, Actinopteri, Cyprinodontiformes, Poeciliidae. The record is from RefSeq and is a predicted model, not a curated record. Gene Ontology annotation, cellular component: nucleus. Gene Ontology annotation, molecular function: DNA-binding transcription factor activity, RNA polymerase II-specific; protein binding.
AUAACCGGAUGCCUUUUAUUUUGACACUCUUCCGUGACGGUGCGGCACUCAGUGCGGAAGUUCUGUCAUCCUGCAGGAGGAGAGGAAGGAGAGGCGCAGCUUCGUCUCAACUUUCCGCCCGAAACGCAACAACCUGUCCCGGCAGGAAAAAGCUACGUCUCCCCGGGAACCGCAGCCCCUCCGCCGCCGACAGACGCAGCUCCUCCUCGGGCCUCCGGCAGACUUCGGGGCGAUGGCGAGGCCGAGCCACAGCGAUCACGUCCUCCAGCAGCUCAACAACCAGCGGGAGUGGGGCUUCCUGUGCGACUGCCUCAUCGCCAUCGGCGACAUCUACUUCAGGGCCCACAAGGCCGUGCUGGCGGCCUGCAGCUCCUACUUCCGGAUGAUGUUCAUCCGCGACCAGCAGGGGGCGGGCCACCUGGACCUCAGCAACAUGCAGAUCAGCGCCGAGUGCUUCGACCUCAUCCUGCAGCUCAUGUACCUGGGCCGCAUCGUGGUGGGCAGCUACGAGUUCGAGGAGCUGAAGGCGUCCAUGUCCUACCUGCAGAUGUACUACAUCCCCGACUCGCUGGAGGACCUCCGAGACAUCCGCAGCUCCAACCUCACCCCGUCUUCCUCUGCCUCUUCCUCCUCCUCCUCUUCCUCCAGCUCCUCCACCGGCGUCUCUGGAGGGAAGAUGAUGUUCGGAGUGCGGAUGUACGAGCAGCAGAGAUCCACGGCGCCGGAGGCGGAGCUUCUACCAAAGGCGGCGACCAGCAGCAGCAGCGCAGGGCGCCCAGCUGUUCCCGUAGCCGCCAGCAAGGCGGCGUCGGCUGUAGCGUUGGCAGCGGAGGAGGUGGCUAGCACACCCUUGAUCGUGGCUCCGCCCACCGCGGACAGCGGCGCAGAGCAGCCAUGUGACCUGAGAAAGAGACCCGGUGGCAGAAGUUCUGCUCUCAAAGACCGGCCCAGAUUCGGCCGCACCUACACCUGCGACGACUGCGGCUUCGUCUUCAGCUGCGAGAAGCUGCUGAUCGAGCACAUCCUGACCUGCACCAACAGGAAGGCCUACCACCCGCCCCGGGGGAACACCGAGGGCGACAGCAGCUCCGGCAAGGCGGAGAGCUCCGCCUCCGAGAGCGCCGAGGAGCAGAGAAUCGUCUGUAAGGGCGAGGACGACUGGGCUGACGGCCGGGCCGACUCGGAGCUGCCCGGCAGGUCGCUGGCGGCCGGCACCGACAGCGAGCCCGGCUCCACCCGCAGCAUCAAAACGGAACCGGAGGAAGGCCUGUUCCCUGAGGUCGAGAUGGUCCAGGUGGGGGAGCACGCAGCCAGAGACUCGCUGAGGGACAGGAUGGGUUUGACCCGCGAGUCGGAGCCGGGAGUGUCGGGUCUGGAGAGCUGCGGCGAGUCGGCUGAAGGCCACCUGCCGAGCAGCAGCGACUCCGGGAUCCCCGCCAAACUCCGGAAGGUGAAGGAUGAGAAGCAGGAAGCCGACUGCGCUCCCUGCGAACUCUGUGGCGCUCUUCUGACUGAGGAGGACAAGUCCUCCCACUACCUGUCCAGCCACAUGGGCCACAUAUGCGCCUGUGGGCGGUGCGGCCAGGUUCUGAUCAAAGGCCGGCAGCUGCAGGAACACGCCGAGCGCUGCGGCGAGUCCCACGGCGCCGAGUCGGACUCCCACGGGGAGGACGAGGUGUCGCUGCUGGGGGAGCCUCAGGGGAUGGACGAGGGUCUGCUGGACGCCGCCGACCUGGCCUGCCCUCACUGCGGCCUGCUGUUCCAGAACGAGAGCCUGGCGCUGGAGCACGCCUUGACCUGCCACGAUCAGGACCUGUUUCGGCCCGUGGCGCUGGAGGACGGCGGCGAGCCCGACCACCGCCGCAAACACUUCUGCAGCAUCUGCGGCAAAGGCUUCUACCAGCGCUGCCACCUGCGGGAGCACUACACCGUCCACACCAAGGAGAAGCAGUUCACCUGCCAGACCUGCGGCAAGCAGUUCCUGCGGGAGCGCCAGCUGCGGCUGCACACCGACAUGCACAAGGGCAUGGCGCGCUACGUAUGCCCCGUCUGCGACCAGGGAACCUUCCUGAAGCACGACCACGUCCGGCACAUGAUCUCCCACCUGUCGGCCGGAGAAACCAUCUGCCAGGUGUGCUUCCAGAUCUUCCCAGGCGGAGAGCAGCUGGAGAAGCACAUGGACGUCCACCUGUACAUCUGCGGCGUCUGCGGGGAGAAGUUCCGGCUCCGCAAGGACAUGAGGAGCCACUACAACUCCAAGCACACCAAAAGACUGUAAGGCGUCUGCAGAGUCUGCAGCGUCUGCAGGGUCUGCAGCGUCUGCAGACGUCUGCAGCGUCUGCUCUCAGAAGCCAUAAAUGUGAGAACAAAUCAAGCACUUGAACACCAAAAAGACGACUUUGAAUCUGCACUUUGAAGCUUAAAGCAGAACCUGAACAGGUGUUCAGCCUGCGAGCAGCGACGCUGCUGAUUGGUCGCUUCAGAUCAUCAAAGGCUGCUCUGAUCAGGGGAAGGAUCGAUCGUCCGGUGCUGAAACUGAUCCGACCCGGUUCAGAUGCUGUUUUGUUGUGUUAGAACCGGGUUGUAGAACCGGGCCGGAACAGUCUGAUGGUGUCGCUCGCAGUUUGAACUCCAAUCCCGGGUUUUUAACUCCCACAGCCAGAACGGUUCUGAUUGGUGAGGAGCCUCUCAGGUGAGGUCACUUCCUGUUUCAGAGCAUGGACUCGUUUUUGUUUCUUUUUUAGCCUUGGUACCGACCCGUUUUCCAGAAUACUAAAAGUUUCUGCAGAUGUUUGGGUUCCGGGUUCUGGUUCUUCUCUAAUGUGUGCCUUUGCCGUCAUAUCAGAACUCCAAGAAGAAAACACUAGAACCAGUCGGCCAGAACCGGCCCGCUGGUCUGAUCUGGGACUGCGAUGCCUUAUCAGCUUCAUCUUCAUCACUUCCUGCACAGAACCAGAACCGGUCCCUACACUGACCGACAGAACCAACUCAAACCUGUUAAAACAAAACGGUUUCUGUGUAAAACCAGGUUGGUUCAGAUGGUUUCACACGUCCUGGGUCCGGUUUCAAACGUUUGGACCUUCAGAACAUCAGCCGAGCCCAGAAUCAGCAGGUUCUGUCAGUCCAGAUGGUUCCGACGUUCCCGUUUACCGCAGAAUCUCCCUGAAGGUCCGGCAUACUGUGAGACUCGAGCAAAAAUCAGAACCUGCCGGUUCUGAUCCGGUUCUGAUCCAGUGCUGGCCAAAGUGCGGUCCAGGGCCGUUUGUGGCCCAAAACCGUUUCCAGAACGGUAAAAAUUUGACCGAAGAGAAAAAAUCCUGUAUAUAAAGCACCUUAUCUGUUUUUAAUAUAGUCAGUAUUUAAUUUAAUGUAAAUAAUAAAAACAUUUAGUUUUCAGUCUAAAUCAAACUUGUGUUCGAUCCGUUUCCUGGUUCUGUUGAUAGUUAGAUAGAAAACAAUGGACUAAAUUUAAUUUAAGACAUUAAUUCAAAUAAAUCACAUAGUUUAAUGACUUUAUUGAAUUUUUUAAUCUAAUAUAAAUACAAAUUUAUAUUUUAAUUACAUAAAAUGUAAUCUUGUGACUCCCAGGACUUUUAGCGUCAUGUUGAUUCGUGUUGCUAAAAGUUUGAACUGAACAGUAAAAGUUCAUCUUAAUAAUAAUAAUAAUAAUAAUAAUAAUAAUAAUGACGCACUGAUGAAAACAUUUGUGUUCAUAUUUACCAGCAUUAUAUUUAUUUUCCUCCCUUCCUACGCUGAGGACAUCUGCUUCAGUUAAAUACCCACAAUCCUGUGCUGCAUCACUAUCAGUCACAUGACCGGAUGCAUGAAGCUCCGCCCCCUUUACAAACAAACGGCGACAAAAUGGAGAUAAAUGUCGGUUAAUAUCAGUUAUUGAUAGAGAUUUAUCGUCCCUCCCCAACUAUAUUAAUCCACAUUAUUGCUGCUACUGUUAGUAAAUUAUUAUUGAUUAUUAUGCCAGGUAUUAUUUUUUACCUCUUAAAUUAAAAUACUGUGUUUUCAUUGGUUGGAGGUAAAUUAUUGUCUCGUUUUAUUCCGGAAGCGGCUUGUUGCUCACAGUGUGGCGGCGUUGGGGGAUCGUUUCUAUGGUAACGAAGCUGAUUGGACGUAUAUCUAGACCCAGACCCAUCUGAGUCAUCUUCAUGGUCCGGUUGGUUCUGGUCGGUUCUAACUGAUGGGCCGAGACCAGACGGCAGGUAUUUAGUCUGGUUCUGCUGGUUCUGGUUCUAUGAACGCACUAAAGGGGAGUUUCACACGCAGAACCGUUGGUCCAAAUAUGGGUCUAUUUUCUCUCUGGGUUUUUUCUUCCUGUCAGGCGUCGCCAUGGCAACCUCUGACCUCCAGAGGGAAAGAUCGGCACCGAUUUUAUUGAGACUUUAUUUUUAAAAUCAAACUAGUUGAACUUCAUUUCUGCUGCAGGUUCUGGUUUUUGGUCCGAGCCGCUGGUUCUGUUGCGGUUCCGGGUCCAGUUUCAUGUUUGUUCUACUCUCAAUAAACCAAGUGAUCUUCUGUUUCAA